Sitodiplosis mosellana (orange wheat blossom midge) is the source of this 4825-nucleotide messenger RNA. RefSeq lists its product as uncharacterized. The record is from RefSeq and is a predicted model, not a curated record. NCBI's taxonomy places the organism in Eukaryota, Metazoa, Arthropoda, Insecta, Diptera, Cecidomyiidae. The transcript has 22 exons. The coding region runs from base 1062 to 4601 and encodes 1179 amino acids.
GCGGGAGAGGGAGGGUAUGAGCGUGCGUUUAUUUGUUUUCGUUUUUUUCGGGUUCUGCUUUGCCAUUCAAAGUGUAUAUUCACGAUUAUUGGCUGAGCAUUGGGCUCGAAAGCGCGUUGCUUCAAUGCAUACAGCACACCAGUUGGGCUAGACGCGAUUUUCUUUUCUGUGUUGUUUUCUUUUAUUAUUAUUUCACUCGGUGUUCUGUUAUUCUGAGUUCGAUUCGAAUGCGAUUUAUUAUUCGUUGAUGUUUUCAUUCAGUUGCAAUACAAUCGCAUCGAUUCAUUGGGUUUCACUGUUGUCAUAAGUGUUUCAGACAACGAUCCAAAUUCUGCGCUCGAGAAAGUAUUCAAACCACGUUUUUUUUGUGGGCAAACUAAUUGAAAAAAUCCAACGAGUUUUUCGAUAAAUGUUCGUUAUACUUUCUGGCCAACGGCAAUAAAUGCAAUAUAAUUCAUUUGGUUGUUCGAAGCAGAAGCGAGUGUAUUUGGUUUUGUAGGUUUCGGUGUAAGAAUAAGUAUUUUCGGACUGUGUAAUCAAAGAGGCUUUGCAAAAAGUACCGAUUUUCAUAGUGCUGUGCAAAGUUAUUCCAAGUUAGUUUGGUAUUCUGGCCGUAAAUUGUCGACAAAUCAGCGUAGUUCACACAAAGACAAUAGCAACAACAAGCAAUAUCGUAAUAACUUCUAAUUACACGCUGACAGUACAAAAGUUAUUGUUAUCACAUUAUUUGAAUACGACGGAAAAUAAAUGGAAAAAAGGCUCGUUUCGUGAUCGGUUCGUGCGCGAAUAGCUUCAAUUUCAUUUGAUUCGAUUAUAACCUUUUAUCUAAAACGCUUUACGAUCCAUAUCGUUGGCCUCUAUUAAAAUUUGGAUGAAGCCAACAUUUGCGUUGCUUAUACACUUUCAUAUUUUGUGUCGGUGUUCCGUCGUUUGCGUGCUAUGCGAUAAAGAUUGAUAAGCGAUAAUCAGUUGUGCGUUUGCGUCAUGAAAAAACAACAGUUCCGAUCAUCAGUUUUUUAGCAGUUGAAAGCAACGAAGAACACGAAUAGAAGCACACCGCGAUGAAUCGAAGUAAAAACAGUGAACAAGUGACGACCACCACAUCGUCGCAGCAACAGCAGCAGCAGCAACAACAACGAAGCGAUUUCAACGUCAUCAAAUCGCUCAAAGAAUUCAAUCGAUCACAAAUAAACAAAAUAUUGUCUAUUGACAACGAUACAGCAUUGGAUCAUGACGUUGGUGGAACGACGCACGAAAGCGAUGAUGUGCCGCAACUGACCGAACCAGCUGGCGUUGCGAAAACGUUGAAAAAGUUUCCAAUUUACUAUGAAUGGGUGCAAACGCUAAUGGAUUACAAUGAAGAGCUCAUGGAAAUUAUCGACAAAAUAAAUUUAAAUUCAGAAACAAAGGCAACGCAUGAUAAUUACGAUUCGAUGAAGUUAAUUGAUUUUGACGUCAAUAAAUACGAACCGGCUCAACAGACCGCAACAUUGGCUCCAUCCUCCUCACCCAUCGAAAACGAAGAGAUUUCGGAACAAAACCAAAAACUAAUCGCCGAGAAUGCCGAUCUGAAGCGACAAAUCACACAUUUAGAGCUACAAAAAGAAGGACUUGAAGAGGCGGCACUCGAAGCACGUGUUCUCGUUUUUGAGGUGGCCGAACGGCACGACACGAUUGUGAAAUUGAAAAAUGAAAUUAACGACAUGGAACAACAGCUCAAGCAGAAAGAUACCCACAUUCAAUUUAAAGACGAAAUCAUCAAAGAACUGCGACAACAACGACGAGGCUAUUCAAGGUGUCCGCACAACUUGGGAAAGACGAAACUCGAUUCAAUUGACAAAGUAGUCGAUUUGAUUCGAACGGUGUCUCGCGACAUAAGCCCCGAAUCAUCGAAAUACUGCGACUGUUACAACGAAUUCUACCAAGAAAAAGAAAACCAAACCGACGAUGCGAUGUGCCAAUCGUUUGAAAUGAGUCAUGAGUACGCUAGAAAAAUUGAAUCGCAACAGGCGGAAAUUGAGCUAUUGAACGCUGAGCUUGAUAAAAAGGAAUCAAGUUACGACAAAAUAUCCAAGGCCUAUGCAUCUCUACAACAACAGCUGGAAUCAGUGAAGUCAAUAAACGCUAAAUCGAACAACGGUAGUGAUUUUCAGAUUAACAUGGGUUACACACAGGUCGGAAAAACAGUUAAAUCAACGGCGGAAAGUGCUUCAGUGGAAGAUUUUUCAACGGCCAUCGCUGAUAAAACACAUUUAGCCAAUCUGAUCACAACACUCAAAUCGGAAUUGGCCUCAGCAAAUGCUCUGCUGAAAAUUAAAGAAAAGGACUACCACGAAGCCAAGGAUCAACUGAAACAGUCCAAAGGAGAUCUAAGUGAUGCAAAUAAACGAGUGUCUAUGUUUGAAAAACAGUGCGAAAAUUAUCGACAAACCAUCGAACAUUUGGAAGAUCAUCUGAAAACACAUUCCGACACCAUCAAGCGACUCGAAGAACAUCAAGACAUUCUCAAAACGCAAGUCGCUGAAUCUCAGGAAAAGCAGCAAAAUAUCCAAAAAUUGAUGGAAGAAAAUCGAAAGCUAGACUCAAACACAAAUUUCCUCAAUGUACAUUCAUCAUCGCCACCGGCCACCGCAUCAACUUGCAGCAACAACGUCAGUAGCUCCGCUUCGAACUGCUCAUGUCAUCGGUACCCGAGAGAAACGAGAGAAACCUCCGCAGAUAUCAUAAGCGAAAAUUUACAAACAUCAUUUCAAGAAAACCUGAAACUGAAUAAGGUGAUAACGUUGCUUCGCGACGAAAUUUUGUCGCUGCGUGAAAGAAUUAUUGAUGUCGAAACCGAUUACGUCACAUUGAAUGAUUCGUAUCGACACUUUAUAACGAUAACAUUUCAAUAUGAAAAUGAUUUACUGGAAGAGUUGGCAUUCAAGUCAUACGAUUAUGACGAAGAUUCGUUGUCAAAUGGCACGACAAACGUCGUGCAACCGCCAGUUGUGAAUGGCAUUCAGGAGAAAUUGAAUCGCAUGGAAAACGAUUAUGCGAAACGAAUGAAAAUUCAAGAAAUCUGCUACAAAAAGAAAUUGAGUGAAUUGCAAAGGAAUAUUAUGGAUUUAAAUCGACGAAUGGAGGCGCCAGACGCAGAAGCCAAUAAGUCUGAAGGGGAAGAAACACCUCGGUCUACGUUAAAAGAGCUCGUCGCACAAAUACAUCACCUGCAACAAGAAGUUAGAGAAAAAGAGAUGCUAAUCAAACGUAAUGAAAUCAGCAUGAACUUUAAGAAUGACAGUCUAAAUCAGAAAGUUGUGCGAUUAGAAAAACUGGUCGAACAGGAAAAGCUACUGAAUACGAAUUUAACAGCUGAGGUCGAUGUGUGUCGAAAAGAGUCAAGGCGAUUGAAAGAGUCAUCAUUAUCAACAAGUAAUGACCAACUGAAACAGCUAAAUGAUCUGAAACGCCAAAACGGGGAACACGUAGUACGGUUCGCAAAGCAACAUGACGAAAUUCAACGGUUAAACGCAAAGCUGAAAGAUGCGACCUUGAUCAAUACGCAACUAAAUGACGAACUCAAUGAAAAGACUGAACAAAUCUGCCAGCUUCACGGUGAAAACUCGAGAAUGUCAAUUGAAAUGACCAAAUUGGUUUCGGAAAUCAAAAACGACCAAGAGACAGCUAGCCAUAUGUCACUGCAGUUGGCAACGGAACGCAAAACGACAGAUUCUACGUCAAAAUCACUAGUCAAAUGCGAAGAACAACUGAAGAUGUUUACAGACAAGAGCCAACAAUUGAGUCGGGAAAAUAAUACACUGACGGAUAAUGUUGUUGAGCUCAAGGAGCACUUGACAGAAUCGCAAAGACGCGAAGACGUUUUAUCUCAGGAAAUCAAAUCACUAACCGAUCUCCUCAAAGAUGCACAACAUAAUCUUAAGAUCUCCAAUGAAAGUGUUCAUCGUCUUUCGAUAUAUCAGCAUAAGUUUGUCGAUUUGAAAAAAGCGCACGACCAACUGUUGGAAGAAAUCGCCGAAAAGGCUGCAAAUAUAAAAUCGACCGAAGUAAACUUGACAAAACUACAAAAUUCAUACGAUCUGUUGCUUUCGGAUUUUAACGAUCUGAAGGAAAUCAAAGGGAAGGCAGAGCAUACACUAAAAACGGCUAAUGAAUGGCAACAUGAACAACAAAGGCGUGAAGAAUUGAUAAAUAAAAAAAUCGCAAUGCAAUCGGAACACAUCAGUACUUUGUUAGACGAUCGAAAUGCACUUAUUGCAAAAAAUCAUGAGAUGCUUCGAGAUAUAUUCAUUCUGAAAGAAAAAUUGCAAGACUUCAAUUGCUAUUUGCCCAACGCUCAGUUCACAGAUGUAACGAGCAGCUUUUCCCUCAGUCGACCAAUUCUUCGUUUUCGCAGUGAUCCCCAAAUUAACGAUUUUGAGGAUUACCAACAGCGGCUAGAUUACAGUGUUAAACGAAUGACAACAAAUCUGCAGAGAACUAGAGCGUUUUGGGAGAAUGGAAUCAGUGAUGCAAUUCAGAAUAGGCCCAAACCAGUUGACACAAUGAUUGACGAUGACAGCAUAACCGAGUCACCUCGAGUCGACGAUACAUUGCUAUAGAUUUAAUGCGCCAAAUUUUGUUUAGUUACAGUUGAGAGAAUUGCAAUAAUGAAAAAAAAUUGAAAAAAAAUUGAAAAUAUGAUGUUUCUGGAUUUUUAUUUCAUUUUUUAAGCUGCCUAUUGGAUUUGAAUAUGCAAACAAGUGAAUUUAUAUAAGUUCAAACAAAUUGUGAAAUGAUCGAUGCCUUAUAAAAAUAGUGAUAAUCACAUACGGAGAAACUUGAA